This is a messenger RNA of Acanthosepion pharaonis, 462 nucleotides long. The record is from the annotation of a GenBank genome assembly. NCBI's taxonomy places the organism in Eukaryota, Metazoa, Mollusca, Cephalopoda, Sepiida, Sepiidae.
AUGCUCGCUAGAGGAUCCGUCGCGGAACCUCAUCAAAAAGAUUUAGUGUGCAUACGGGAGCAGCGUCAUACUCGUAAUGGAUGCAUUGAUGAAGACAUUCUCCGGCGGAUAAACGUUACCUCUGCUUCCUUCGGACGUUUCCGCCUCCAAGUCUUCUCCAAUAGGAACCUCCGACUCAACACCAAUGUCGCUCUCCAUCGAUAUGUUGUUGUUUCAACACUGCUUGAUCGGAUCGGCCGGCACUCUCUCUACAUCACAGAAGUGGCGCGCUUCGAGGAGGAGAGACGAGGAGCGCUCGAGGGGAGGCGACGCCAGCGUCAUCUACAACAUGCCAAUUCCACACAGGGCAUGUUUCCCUGCUACCUGUGCCCGAGAACUUGUCGCUCGCGGAUCGGGCUGCUAUCUCAUUUGGCAGUCCACAGAAGACAGUCGAUAGAAGAACAGCGCUGUCGUCAGCAAUGA